AUGCCCGCAACCGCAGGUGCGCCCUUCCUGCUGCGCUCCGCAGCGCCGCAGCUCGCGCGUCUCGGCCUGCGCGCCGCCGCUGCUCCUCUGCUGCGAGCUGCGCUCCCGACGACGACGCAGCGCUGCGGCGCUCGCUCGCCUGCUCCAAUUGCUCCCUCUUACGCCCGCUGCUUCUCCUCCUCUCCCGCUCCUGCACUGCCCGCGAGCGCAGAGACGCAGUCGUACCGCUUCAACCACACCAUGAUCCGCAUCAAGGACCCCAAAAAGUCGCUCGACUUCUACGAGAACGUGCUGGGCAUGACGCUGCUCGACGAGCACGACGCCGGCGACUUCAAGCUCUUCUUCCUCGGCUACCAGCACCAGGAGGGCAAGAGCCGCGGCGAGCGCGAGGCGCUGCUCGAGCUGACCUGGAACAAGGGAACCGAGGACAAGGCCGACUUCAAGUACCACAACGGCAACGACGAGCCGCAGGGCUUCGGCCACCUGGCCAUCGCCGUCGACGACGUCGCCGAGGCCGAGAAGCGCUUCGACUCGCUCGGCGUCAACUUCAAGAAGCGCACCACCGACGGCAAGAUGCGCCACAUUGCGUUCAUCCUCGACCCGGACAACUACUGGAUCGAGAUCGUCCCGGCGAAGAAGAGCAACAUCUAA
Tilletiopsis washingtonensis is the source of this 651-nucleotide messenger RNA. RefSeq names its product glyoxalase I. Bases 1 to 651 code for a protein of 216 amino acids. The record is from RefSeq and is a predicted model, not a curated record. Gene Ontology annotation, molecular function: metal ion binding; lactoylglutathione lyase activity. Lineage: Eukaryota; Fungi; Basidiomycota; Exobasidiomycetes; Entylomatales. The transcript is spliced from 7 exons.